AGCGAGAGAGAGAGCGAGAGACCCUAAAUUGACUGUGGAGGGAAGCAGCCCUCUGUCAAGUGCUUUCAGACGUCCGCCACAACCAAGGGAAGACACAUGGAUGGGGCUUUAUUGGACUAAUACUUGUGUCACCUCCCAUUCAUGAUUGUUGAAAUCUACGCGGACACUUGGUCUCCUCUUGCAUUAGGAAAAAAAAACAACCCAAAACAGUUUGAUGACUCCGAUUCACUUUGCAGCCACCGUUUGGACCUUGGACACACUACAUCACAAUGGCCAGGUAAAAGGUGCAACUUUGUGCCUGAAUUAAAACAGUCCGUUUGGAAACCACAGAAUGGCAUCGUCAUUCAAUUAGGUUUGGAUUAUUUCUCGUGGUCGACUGAUACCUAAAACGAAGUAAGGAAUCCGUUUGAAAACGAAAAAUCGAACGUCUAGGAUUUAGAGACGCGUUUCCCCGGGAAAGUGGCGAUGAAUGGAAAAGGGGGUAAAAAGUGAUGCGCCGGGAUGGAGAUCAUGACUAGAAGUCAUACUAAUGAGACUCCGUUGUGUUGUGUACAUUUGUAAGUGACCAAAUUACCCAGACUCCGGAAAGACAUCGGCUGCCGUCAAUGAUAAUUCGUCGAUAAUUUUCCCAACAAAUGAAAUCUGGAAUUUUCGUCGCCGUCCCCUUUUGACUUGUUGCAAAUGAAGUACUGAUUCUUGAUGACGUACUAAGUUCCAACAAGAUGUUGUCGGUCACUCUCCUCGCGCUCGUCUUCGUCCUGACUCCCGACGCCGGGCUGUUGAGCUCCAAUCCACUGAGCCGGUACAAACGCGCCUUGGCCCGGCGCGCAGACAACGAGCUCUCCCGCCUCGCCGGUGAGCCUUGCGCAGUCUCCGGAUCCGGGAGACCCCUGCAGCGGCGGCGGCAGCAGCAGCAGCAGACGCGAGCCUCCUCCCCGACUCAAUACCGCCAUUCAGUGGCCAGCCCGGGGACGAACCGGCGAGAGCUCCCUGCUGCCACGAGCGCUCCUGUUGGUUGCGAAGGAGGGUGCAGAGUUGUCGCCCCGGUCGAUCGAGGAAUUCCGGGUGCUUCGCCACUUGCGGGAAAGGAGCGAACGACACAUACGUCGCAGGGAGAUGCUCGCGAGGAUGGAGGCACGCGACCUUGGACUGACAGGCAGAGUCGACCAUCGCGCGCCUCCAGGUUCGAACGCGGCGCCCCAAACGAGGGAAACUCGAGCUCCCCCGGAAGCUCCGAUUCUACCGGGCUCGGAAUUCCUAAAAAGAUGCAACAAGAUGAGGGCGAAAGAGCUUCCACGAGUAGCCCGGGGGACGGCAACGGGGAUCCUACCGCACGUAGGUCUAUCGGCGGCAAGUUUCAGUGGGGGAAACCCGUGCCAAAGGUGCCCCCAUCUUGGAUGACCAGCCUGUACUUCAGCGGGCGCCAGGAGCAGCUGAGACUGAAGCCGUCUGCUGGGGUAGAGCUGCCCAGGGACAAAUUCAGCUUGGAGCUAUGGGUGAAUCCGGAAGGUGGGCAGAGCAGCCCUGCAGUCAUUGCAGGUGUUUACGACAACUGUUCCCAUUCACAGAGCGAGAAGGGCUGGUCAGUAGGCAUUCGCAGUCUGGAUCCCGCAGGUACCAAGGACGCACGUUUCUACUUCACGCUUCGCACAGACCGAGCCUUGAAAGCUACCACUGUCGUUACCCACCAGCAGUACUCGGCCAACACCUGGGCUCACCUGAUUGCCACUUACAAUAGCCACAACAUGACCCUGUACGUUGACGGAGCCAAGGUGGGAGAAAGCAGUUUCCAGUCAGGCAAUCUCUACAGUCCCUUCAUGAAGACCUGCAGAACCUUCAUCCUGGGCAGUAACCAAUCAGAGCAGGGCCAGGGCUUCCGAGGCCAAGUCGCGGGUGUGCACUUGUGGGACUACGCCCUCUCCCAUGAGGACCUGCAGAUGCGACCCCUCCUCAAGACGGAGCCUCUUCUGGCCAUGUGGGCUGACUUUACAAAUGUGGAUCAGAUGUGGACUCCGUUCAAAGAUGGCCUCCAUCCAGCCGUCAUCGCCACUCCUCUCCCCGCUUUGCAGCUGGUCUCCCCCUUCUUGCCGCCACCCUGCGGCCUCACACCUUGUGACAACACCGACAUCAUUUCCGGCUACAACAAUUACUGGCCUCUCCGUACACCCAAACAAGUCCGCUACAGGAUUAUUAACCUUUCCAACGACGACGGCGGGAACGCCACGGUGUCCCAAGCCCAGAUUCGCCUGCAACAUCAGGCUCUGAUUGAUGCCUUUCGCCCUUACAACAUCACCCUCGAGCUGACGGUGGCAACGGUCAGAAACACGAGCCUGCGGCAGCGUUUCGUUCUCAGCAACUGUCGCAUCGGGAAAAUUGGGAACCGCCAUUGCGAUCCGGAGUGCGACCACCCGAGGACAGGCCACGACGGAGGGGACUGCCUCAGACUGGCACCUUGCUACAACUGGAAGAGACAGAACGGAGUUUGUAACACGGAAUGUAACAGCGUACACUACGACUACGAUGACGGCGACUGCUGUGACCCGCAAGUGACGGAUGUUCUCAAGACCUGUUUCGAUCCGGAGUCACCUGACAGGGCCUACAUGAGUGUGAAAGAGCUUAAAGAGGAGCUUCACCUCAGCGGCACCGAUACCCUGAAUGUUUUCUUUGCCAGCAACUCUGCACGAGAGGAGCUGGCAGGAGCUGCAACUUGGCCAUGGGCAAAGGAAGCGCUCACCCAUCAAGGUGGAAUGGUGCUGAACCCAUCCUACUUCGGCACGAGCGGACACCACAACACCAUGAUCCAUGAAUUGGGCCACAUAUUCGGACUGUACCACGUCUUCAAGGGAGUUAGCGAACGAGACUCCUGUGAUGACCCUUGUCAGGAAAUCACACCAUCCAUGGAAACCGGAGAUCUCUGCGCUGACACUGCGCCGACACCCAAAUCCAAAGCCUGCCACGAUCCCGGAGCCGUUAACGAUACAUGUGGCGUCAGCAUGUACCAGCACACCCCUUAUAGCAAUUACAUGAGUUACACAGAUGACAACUGCACCGAUCAUUUUACGCCCAACCAAGUAGCCAGGAUGCAUUGUUACCUUGACUUGGUCUAUCAAAACUGGUUGCUGGAACGCCUCCCUGUUACCGUCCCUCUGCCAGCAAUGGUGACUGACCAGAGUCCGGAUUCGGUCUCUAUUUAUUGGCUUGCACCAUUAACGGGGCCGCUCUAUGCAAGCUCCUCCUCCCACGUGGCUGCUGUCAACUGCAGGGAAUGCGAGAAAGACGGGGUUUUCCACCAAUACGCCUAUGACGCGGCCUCACCUCGCAAAUGUGACACGUCUGGCUACUGGGCACCCGAUGAGGCUGUUGGCCCGCCCGAUGUGGAGCAGCCGUGUGAGCCGAGUCUCCAAGCGUGGAGUCCUGACCUCAGCCUUUACGAUACGAACGUGACAUCGCCUUGCCCUGAUACAGAGGGCUGUACCCUUACACUGAAAUUUCGCUACCCCAUUGUCCCAAACACUCUCACCCUGUGGAUAACAUACGUCUCCACAAAUAAUCCUGCUAUCGCUGACAUACAGCUGAUAACAGACUCAGGUAAAACUAUCCACCUUGGACCACAGCACGUCUUCUGUGACAUGCUCUUCACCCUGCCCCUCGAUACCAACAAUGUUGCCAUCAGUGCCGUAAAGCUCUGCACCUUUGAUGAGAAGAUGGAGAUCGAUGCGGCAAUGUUGUCUUCCGGCCCCGGCAGUCAUCUCUGCUCUGGCUGUCAACCGUUUCUGUAUCGGGUUCACCGGCGGCCAGCCUUCACCGGAAAAUUGCCGCCCCCUCAGGCCCAGCAGACGUUCACGGACAGGACUGUAAGAAGAGGGGAAAGGUACGAGUACACGAUUCAGGUGGAGAUUGACGGUCUUCUCGGCAGUUCUUCCCCAUCCCUUUUUUACACUCACGGGCAGCCCUACUGCGGAGACGGUGUCAUUCAAGGGGCAGAAGAAUGCGACGAUGGUAAUCUGUUAGAUGGCGAUGGCUGCUCGAAGAAGUGCCACAAGGAGAAGGGCUUCAACUGCAUCGGCCAACCCAGCCAAUGUUACGUUUUUGAUGGGGACGGCGUGUGCGAAGAGUUUGAACGAGUUUCCAGCAUUCAGGACUGUGGUUAUUUCACACCCUUGGGUUACACAGACCAGUGGGCAUCAACGGCUACGGCUUCUCAUCAGGAACCCCAUCGCUGUCCUGCACAUGCCGCCACCGGUGAACCAUCAUAUAAAAAACUGUGUAGGUACCAGUACAUGGAUGUGAGUGCAAAACUGGCUAGUGAUGCAUGGUUCCCUUGCACAGCUCAUUCCGACACAAGUAAUGACCUCCAACAUCCAUUUUGGCUGAAGGUGGGAUUUGUCCAUUCCGGAGUGGCAUCUUCUGUCAUUGUGUAUCUGGCUUCAGACGGGUCAUGGAGCGGGGAACACUGUCAGAGGUCGGCUACGAUCCUCCUCUCUGACACGAUGGGAAAGAAUCAUUCAUUAGGCACACAUAACCUCUCAUGCCAUCGGAACCCGUUGGUGGUGAACGUGACCCAUGACCUCUCUCAGCCUUUCUUCCUCACCUCAUCCGUUAUCCUCCUCUUCUCCUCCUCGUCCGUGGCAAUCGGGGGCGUCGCCCUGAGGACGUCCUGCCACUUCAGCACCUUCGCCGUGACCGGGUGUUUAAGGCAGACAUGUCAAAUGGACAGCUGCAACCCACCCCAAAUAGAGCGCGCCUCUGUCAGGUGUGUAGGAGGGGGGCAGUCGUCUCACUGCACUGUCCUAUGCCACUUGGGUUUCAGCGUCACCGUCCUUCACGGAAGGGGCAUUCCUCCGCACCAGAGACAGACGGAGAUGGAAUGUUUUCAUGGUUUAUGGAAUCGCGCGGUUAGCUGCCAGCCCGUCGACUGCGGCCCGCCCGAUCAGUCUCACGUGUACCGCGCCAUCUUCAGUUGUCCCGGGGGAACAACCUACGGAAAGCAAUGCUCCUUUACUUGUGGCUCCCCGGCCAUACUUCAAGGUGACAAUGACCGCUUAGUAUGUUUGGAGGACGGGCUGUGGUCUUUUCCGGAGGCAUACUGUAAGAUCGAGUGCCCGGAGGUUCCAAAAGUCCCCAACGCCGAGCUGCUCACGGCGGAGUGCAUGUCCUCAAGCCACGACGUCGGCUCCACCUGCCGUUUCAAAUGCAACCCGGGCUUCUACGUACUGGGGAGUCUCAAAAAUAAAACAAAGAGGAAAUACUUCAAGUCCGAGUGCCUUGAGGAAGGGCAGUGGGAGGAGGCCUCAUGUGAGCCCAUAGCGUGCCCGGCCAUCCCCGAUGUUUUCCAGGGCAUGUAUCGAUGCACCAAUGGCCUCUUCUAUGACACUUUCUGCACCCUGCCGUGUCCUGAUGCAAGUGAAAAUAGUGUGAUUCGCUGCACGAAAGACGGCGAAUGGACAGCCCAAUUUACUAUGUGCUCCGGGCUUGAGGGGUCCUGUGCUCCUCCCACAGAUCAUAACUCUGUAGCGUAUAGCUGUGAUGAGGGCAUGGAUAUUGGGGCCGUUUGUCAUCCGACAUGCGUCCUGACCCCGGACACGGAUCUUCAUGACCCGGUGGUUCUGCCCAAUGGCUCCACAGUUGAUUCUUUACAACACUGGAUGCUUCCCAUUAAACUUCAGACCAUUGUCUGCACGGGGAUGAUGAAGUGGUACCCGCCCCCUGAAAACAUUCAUUGCAUUCAGUCAUGUGAGCCUUUUGGUGGGGAUGGCUGGUGCGACACCCUCAACAAUCGGGCCUACUGCCAGUACGACGGAGGAGAUUGCUGUCCUUCCACGCUGUCCUCCAGAAAGGUCAUUCAGUUUGGGGCAGACUGCAAUCAGGACGAGUGCACUUGCCGCGAUCCCGAUGCUAAGGAGAACAAGAGCAAAGCCAAGGACCCGAAGGGCGGAGGAGGACUCCCCUAAGACGGAUGAGUGGCGAGCAAGUCGAGCGGCGUCGCAUAAGUCAAGCUGUAGAUAAUAUAGACGGCAAGCAAAAAUCAUACCUUAGCACGCACACCUGCCAUGAAGGCAAAAGGCUCGAUCCGAGCGGUUCGGCGCCAUUGCCGAUUAGCGCGUAGCUCAAUAAAAGGAAGAGAGAACACACCCAUAGACUGCAUUUCCGUGUGUCACGACUGUAAUGGUGCGUCGUGACGGAGGCUUGUCGCUUCCCUUACUUAUCAGCCAACAAUCAAAACUCAUCAGAAUGGUUUUAGCCCCCCCCCCCCUUCCUCCAAUCUGGGACUUUUUCUUCACCUUCUGACGAUGUGUUUUAGACGCUGAAAAGACACCGUCGACUGCAACGGUCACAUUUUAUUUGACGUUUCCGCAAAGUUAAUCAUUUUCACAGGGCUUGUGUUUUUGUACCAUUGUGAGGGUCAAGUCGCGUGUCAAGCAAACGUGGACGACGAUAUAAACACGGCUGGAUCAAAAUAACCGCUCCGACACAUUUGGGAGUUUCUUGGAGACGAUUGCAGGUGGGAAAAUGAACGGUAGCGUUGAAUAGAAGGUAUCGGAGUACAACAACCACUCACCGUUGUAUUAUCACAAGAAACAUACCGGAUCAGAAAAAGAAAAUAACGUCUCCAAGUAUUUUAUCCAAACGUGAGGGACAAGUGUAACCAUGUUCAGUAUUUUACCGUACUUUAUACUCUGUGUGGAAUAAAUAGAAACUCUAUUUAUCUUU
Hippocampus zosterae (dwarf seahorse) is the source of this 6711-nucleotide messenger RNA. It is a transcript of the gene pappa2, whose product is annotated as pappalysin 2. Gene Ontology annotation, molecular function: metallopeptidase activity. Lineage: Eukaryota; Metazoa; Chordata; Actinopteri; Syngnathiformes; Syngnathidae. The transcript is spliced from 27 exons. The record is from RefSeq and is a predicted model, not a curated record. Bases 723 to 5951 code for a protein of 1742 amino acids.